AUUAUCUGCGCAUGCGCAACAGCCUUACCAUCGCUAAAGCGCCGCUUGUGGCGGUCUCCUUGGCUCAUUUAGAGCAUUCCAUACAAACGCAAACAAUUAAAACCUAGGAAGCUAAAGUGGCUGAAAAUACAUCGGCGGGUCUGUAUUUCGCGUCGUCACAUCAGACUAUGUCAUACUCCGGGGACAUUUUCCAAGGUUAAUCCGCUUUGGACGUCUUAUUUGUCAAGGAUAUGAGCGCGCUUAAGUAGCAGUGCAGUGGCGGCACUGAACCGUCGCCUCGUCCGUGGUCACCAUGAAGAAAUUAUUCAGCUUUUCCAAGAGGAAACAAUCACCAUCUGGAACACCCAACAGAGCAAAUGUAGUCUCUGUCGGCUACGAAGUGAAAGAAAAGGACCUGGGAAAGUUUCACAAGGCUGCCUGGAAGGGAGAUGUGUCCAAGCUGGAGCAUCUUGUCAAAAGCAAUGAUGUCAAUCAGGCUGACAAGCAGAACAGGACAGCACUACACAUCGCUUGUGCCAGUGGAAAUUCUGAGGUGGUGAAGUUACUCGUGGAGAAAAAAGCCAAGCUCAAUUUAUGUGACAAUGAAAGUAGGACUGCCUUAAUGAAGGCAGUGCAAGGCCAGCAUGAUGUCAUUGUGAACAUCCUCCUGGAAAACAAUGCCGAUGCCAACCUGAUGGAUGUGAAUGGCAACACGGCUUUACAUUUAGCAUCCAUCAUCCCAUCCAUCUCCAUUGUUGACCUCCUGGUGAAGCACGACGCUGACAUCAAUGUCUACAAUAAGGAGGGUCUUUCACCGCUGACUGUGUCAGUCCAAGAAGACCACCUAGAGGUGGCUGAGUUUCUGUUGAAGAAUGGAGCUGAUGUUAAUAUUUUGGAUAAAGACCACAGGUCACCAUUAAUGAUUGCUGCUGGCAAUGGACAAAUCAGCAUGGUGCGAAUGCUCCUGCAGUUUGAUGCAGAUAGUAUGCUUAAGGAUAAUAAAGGACAAUCAGCUGAGGACUACGCAGCGAUAGAAAGCCAUCAUCCUUGUGCCCUCCUCAUUGCCGAGCACGGUACCAAAAGAAACCAGGCGGCCUCCCUGUCUCAUCCAGGUCCAAGUAAAAAGAGGGCAAAAUCAGAGAUGGGCAAUCCUUCCCGAGGCCUCAACACUGACCUCUCUGUAGGAGGACCAGCCUUGGACAAAGAUGACUUUGAGGAUAAUUCUCAGGCUGAGUCACUAAGUCGGCUCUCCAAAAAAGGCGGUACUGACGAAUGGGCUUCAUCUGAGGAGGACUGUGAAUCACUUAUAGAGGAAAAGACCCCACCAAAGAUGAACCUUAGGAAAAUGCUAGAAUCCAAACGAGGAAAAGCCGAGCGUCUUUCAAGCAAAGGUCAUCCAUUAGCGCAGCUGUCAGGAAGUCAGUCCAGUUCGGAAUCUGAUGCCCAAAGCUCAGAAGACGAGGGCUCUGAUGAGGAAGAUGAUGAUGAUGAUGAAGAUGACGAGGAGGAAGAUUAUGAGGAAAGCAGUGAUGAGGAAAGUGAAGAGAUAGAAGAAGAGGAGGACUCUUGUUUGGCUUCUGUUCAGUCCAACUCAUCUUCUGUAGAAGAUGCACAAAAGCUGUCUCUUCUGAACAUGAGUGCUGAUAGCAGAAAAGCUCAGAACAUACACAAUUGCAACCCCGUGAACAGCGCCAGUCCUCAUCUUGGUGUGGAUGAGCCUCAGGAGAAUUCAGGAGUCGACCAAGACUGUGUUGUGUCGGCCGUAAGAGUCGACUCCAGAUAUUCUGAUGAGGAUGACAGCAUCGGGAGGGAAACAGUGCAGAGUCGAGAGAUAAUUCAGACAGUUCUUGAUGCGAUACCAGCUUCCAGUCAAAGAAAUGUAGUACCUGAGGGUGAGAGAACUUCUGAUGAUGGCGGUGAAGAUGACCGCUCAAACAAAGAAGAAAAACGCAGAUCAUCCUGGGGCUCCUCCUUAGAAGAUUCCGACAUUGACGGCUCAGCAAGAGAGCUAGCCCAGGAGUCAUCACAUUCAAAUAAAGGUAGCAACUCACCACAAAAAAACAACACCAAGGAACAAAAACCACCUGAAGCAACACCCAAGUGUAAGAGUAAACUUGCUACAGAUGUUGAAGACUCCAAUUGGGAUUCUCCGUCUGAAAGUGAUGAUUCACGAGCUGCUGGAGGAAGUGCAAAAGCCACUCCAGGGGAACAGUUCGUUGGAGGCACCCCCAUUCUUCAUGAGUCAUCAGAAUAUGAAGAUGACAACAAUACUGGGAACCAACGAUCCAAGGACAAACAAGGUAGCAAGAAUAGCUGUGCUGAUAAAGGGAACGACUGUGUGGAUCUUCUCAGGACACCAAGAAGUUUAAAAGUUCAAAGUUCAUCAGAUAAGAUGGCAGUCCAAGUAAGUCUCUCCAGACUUCCAAAGACGGCCAUUGAAGCAGAUGAAAAGUUUAUCGCUGAUGGCGGUGAUACGUACCUACCUAAUGGGGUUAGCACAGUUAGGGAGGAAGAGAAUCCGCCCAUCAAUGUUGAUGUCGCCGUAGGUCGACGUCAUUCAUAUGAAAGCCUCUUUUCUGAAGCAUUGCCCCACACAGACAUUGACGAUGUUGAUUUGGACUCGCCCGAUGAGGUAGAGAGCUUGAUGCAUCCAGAGGAUAGACACAUUGAAGGUGUCGCCGUCCAGAAAAAGGAGCCCAGUGAUGCUGAUAGUGAUGAUAGUGACAAUGAAGAGGAGGAGGAAGAACAAGAACAGGAGCCACAAGAGGAUAUCUUAGGUGACCAGUCUGAGGGAAGCGGAGACCUCCUACAUGUCACACCAGGCGUUCCUGAAAGAGAUGUUCCUAAAGAUAUGAAAAGAGAUUUGGGCCUAGAGAAGAAAGAGGAAGAUUCUUGGGAUUCUGAGCAUGAAGACAAAGACAUUGUGCAAGUGGAGAAUCAAGAGAUGUCUGGAGACACAGGAGAAAAAUUAGAAGAAGACUUGUUGUAUAUUCCCUCAUUUUUAAGAGGAGGCAAGUGGAUGCCAGAGCCUUGGUGGAGUAGAGGCGGGCUAAAAGACAGCCUGAGAGAGGAGGGCCUUCCUUCUGCUUUGGUCAAAAAUAAACACAGUAAUGAUGCUGAAGGUGUUCAGAAGGAGGACGGUACACAAAAAGAGAGUGAAGAGACCAAAUGGGGACUGCUUUUGAGCAAAUGUGAAGGGAAAAGCAAGGAUAAAAUAGACUUGAUGGAUGAACUUGGUCUGGGAGAGUUUGACUAUGCUGAAGAUGCAUCGGACUGGGAUACAUCCAGCAAUGCCAGUAAGAGGAGUCUCCCUGGAUGCACCAAAACGUCCCCAACACCCAAAGUCCCAGAAUGCUCCAGUAAGGAGAAGGCGGUCUCUCCUCAAGUGCCCAUUGCUACGCCAAGGAAAAUAGGCACAUCUCCUCAUCCUCAACCUCGUACAAACAAGAUCGAGCCUGAAGAGAGUGACAAAUCAGACUGGGACCAAGACAGUUCAUCUUCAUCAUGCAAUGAGGCCAAAACUGACAAUCACCAGUCUCAGGUAGCGGUUAGGCCAGGCUCCCCAGAGCUCUCAGCAAUGGCAAGCGGGGACAAGGAGCAGCAACAUAAGCAGGACAAAGAUGAUGCAUUAGAGUCAUGUAACCCAUGCACAACCGGCCAUAUGGGCUCUGAUGGUGGAAAUGACAGUAACGAUCAGCAGAGUCCAGAAGAGAGGCCUAAUGAUGCAGUUCUACCCAAGGCGAAGUGUGAAGAUCUCUGGGAAGAAGUCGAGAAAAUGGAAACAAAACCCACCUUCUGUAACAUUGCUGGAGAUUUAAAGGAGGUUAUCUCUGCCGAAGAAGAGUCAAGUGAUGAAGAAGAAGGGGAGGUGAUUUUACGGCCCAGAGCUAGAGCAAGGAGGCUGGUCCUCCUUUCUGUACCUGAACAGAAGGAGUCUGUAUCAGAAGAUUCAGACAAUUCCCUGAGCGAGAACAUACCAGACUUUCAGCUCCCUGAAGAACCAGAAGAAGAACCCAUCUCCAGUGAGUUACCACAAGCCCUCACAGCAAAGAAGAGCAGUAUUGCCACAUUUAAUGACACCAAACAUGGACCUUGUCAGAACGUUCAAACAGAAGAACCUGAGAAUAGCCACACCAGCUCUGACAAGAACCUCAAAGAGCUUUCCAAGUCCCAGCCUCUACGGCCAAGCAGACUUUCAGCAUCCCUUCCUAUUGUUUCUGAUGAAGAAGAUGAAGAUUGUCCUGAAACUCAAGAAGGAAAACUCCAAAAAGAGCUUGUCAAAGAGACUGCAAAGGCUGCUGUUUCAAUGAAAACCAUCAGUGAGUACAGUGACACAGAUGGAAGAGCAUCAGAGGAACUCGCCAAUGAGAAACCUGAGAUCAGAUCAGUGAGUUGCAAAGAGAUGUCAAGGCAAGCUGAGGCCUCUCAACAAGCACAGCCACCUACAACUUCUGAGAGCAGCAGCAGAGCACUGGUGGAAUCACAACUCUCACGUCAGCGCAACUCCCACAUCAGCAAAGCAGAAGCACAGGCUGGAGGGAAGCCGACGGCGGUGAGCAAGACCCGUCGAACCCCUCAGACUGAUGCCAGAGAGCUCUCUGUGUUUGACGACAGCACUUUGAGUGACGUGUCGGAAGAUGAAGGAAGGGGCCGAACUGGAGAAGAGAAGAAAAAACAGAAACACAAAGAAAUUGAGAUAUCCGAAGAUCUGGAUGAGCUCAACUCGUCGUCUGACAUGACCACGGAUGACUCUGACUUUGCCACUCCAGGCCAUGGAUGUGGCUCUCUCUUCAUCCAGAACCUAGACUCAGUCACAACAGACUCCAGAAGCAUGGUGAAGCUGCAGAACAUUUUCCACAAAUAUGAGCGCUCCAUUCAGAAGGCCAAAAGCCGCCACGCCUACUUUGCGGACAAGGUGAGCCUCCUGGAAAGCGAGAAGGCGCAGUUGAGAAGCUCGCUGGACGAGAUCAAAGACGUUAAAGCCCUUUUGGAGCGCAAUCGGCUAGAGUUGCAGGCUGAAGUCACAAACCUCAAAUUUCAGCUAAGACAGGAGCAGGAAAACGGCCAUAAUGCCACCAUGAUGUACAACACCACCGGAGAUAAGCUGAGGAGAACAGAGGAACAGCGGCAGGUGGAGGUUCAGGAAAAGCAGAAAGUGGAGCUCACUCUCAGAAACCUGGAGCUGGAGAUGCGAAUACUUCUCAACAGCAAGAAACAGCUCGAGGAGGACCACAGUCAGACCCAGACGCUGUUGGCUCAGGAGCGAAGCGCACGGACCGUGCUGGAGAAUCUGCUAAACAAUCACGUGCGCAAGCAGCAAGAGAUAGAGGAGGAGAACAAGAGGAACAUAAGCAAGAGUAACGAGGCCUUGUCUCAGCUCACCGAGGCCAGCGACAGGGAGCGUGAGCUACUCCAGCAAAUUUCCAUAUUUCAGGAGCAGCUGAGCAAGCUCAGAACAGACCUUGAAAGUUCCCAGGCCAGCAGCAGCAUUAAGCAGAGAGACCUCCAGGAGGAGAAUAAGGCCCUCAAGGAGCAACUGGAUGAGGCUCGGCGAGCUCUCAAAGUCAACAGCGAUGCCCUGAACCAAAGCGUCCUGGACUUCAACAACCAAACGGCCACCUUGAAGUCCGAGUUGACCGUGACCGCAACCCGCCUGGAGAAUGAGCGCCAGUCGCGCGAGACGAUGGCGGUGGAAUUGGAGUCGGUCCGCACUCGCUUGACCGUGGCUCUACAAGAGGCGGAGCGUUGCAUGGGAGCUCGGUCGGACACAGAGAAAGCUCUACUUUGGGAGAAAGAGGAACAUCAUCGUCUUAAAGAGAGGCUCUCAAGUGAUGCUUCCAGCCAGAAUGAAGCAAUAAGCAGCCUCUCUCAGAAGCUGGCCAAGGCAGAGGCACAUGCAAACAGCAUGGAGAACCAGGCCCAUCAGGCCACGCUGCAGCUGACGGAGAAGAACCUCCUGCUGAACACCAUGCAGCGUGAGAACGACCAGAUAGCUGCACGCGUCAAAGACCUGGAAGCUACUCUGCAUGCCGAGAAGGAGCUGGUCACUCGGGCCGGAGCGCGCCAGGAGGCCACACAGGAGCGCUUAGCCCAAGCCCAGAGUGAAGGCAUGUUGCUACGGCAACAGCUGGAAGAAGCCCAAAACAAAGGUGUUGCAAAGGAGAACGCUGUGACAGACGCCCAGAAGAGUUUCACUGACAUUUUGUCCAAGCUUCGCUCCGACUGUGAGGAGAGAAUACAACUUGUACAGGACAGGAAUCAGGAUCUGGCUGCUAAGGCUGUUGAGCUUCGAGAACGCAUCCACCAAUUAGAGGAGGAGAAAAAUGAUACAGAAGCUAAACAAAGGCAGCUGCAGCAGGACUUAGCAGACUCGUUAAAGAAGCUAUCAAUGUGUGAAGCUUCACUGGAGAUCAACACCAGAUAUCGUAAUGACCUGGAGGAAGAGAAGACUCGGCUCCUCAAAGACAAGGACAAUCUACAAGGAAAGUUGGAGGAAAGAGAAGUGCAGUGCUUACAAGCUGAGAAACACACCAACGAGCUAAAGGCUCUUCUGAUUGAAAGAGACAAAGAAUUCUGCGCCGCAGUUCAGAAACAGCAGGAGGCGCUGUCUGCUGCGGCUGCCUCCGAUAUCACUGUCAAACAGUUGGAAGAGGCUGUGCAAAGGCUGGAGAUUGAGAACGUCAGGCUGGAGGCUGCUGCAAAGCAACAGUCCAACAAACUAGAGGCCCUUCAGAAAUGCUCCGAGGAGGCGGCAAAGCUCUCUGACAGUCCAAAUGGAGGAAUGGUCAGAGCUCAUUUGGAGGAUUUGGUGACAAACCUUCAAAGUAGUAAGAUGACAUUAGAAGACCAACUCAGUAAAGAGGUGCAGAAGCAAAGCUUGCUGUCAAACAGCGCCCAGGACUCUCAGGCCAUGUGGGAGGAGGAGCUGAAGAGCCGCUCCAAGCUUGGACUGCGUCUAACGGAGCUUGAAAAAGAGAAAGGGGAACUCACCAGCCAGAUGGAAAUAGAGAAGAAGAAAGCCAAGAAAGCAGUAGAGCAGAAGAAGGCUGUUGACUCUCGUCUGGAACAAGAGAUGGAGAGAAACACGGCGCUUCAAAAAGAAAUAUACAGGCUACGAACUGUACUUAAGACUGCUAAGAAGAAGCUGCGGGAUCAGGACAGAGGCGCUGGAGCUGACUUUUCCUCUCCAAUGAGCAGUCUCAGGAUGGAGCUGGGAAGACACAGCCAGACUGAUGGAGGUUUUGAAGGAAGGAAGGAAAAGGUGAAUGACCUGCAUGGGGAACUGGAGAGGGGAGGGUACCAAGGCGGCCAAUUGGACAGGAGGCUGCUGGAAGAGGAGGUACAGAACCUUAAACGCAGAGUGGAGUCCUCCCAGGUGGAACAGAGGCAGAUGGAGCAGUACCGUAUUGAGAUAGAGGAGAAGGCCAGACAGGAAAUAAGACACAAACUACAGGAAGUCAACCUCUUCUUGCAGUCCCAGGCAGCAACCCAGGAAGCACAGGACCAGAUUAAAGCCACUAAUGAAGCCAGCCUGCGCUUAAAAAUCCAAGAGCUGGAGAGCGAACUGACCCGAACCAGAAACGUCCAACAUGACACCCUCAACCAGAGGGAAUCCACGCGUUCUGAACUGGAGCGAUACAAAGAACUGUACAGAGAGGAGCAGAAGCUCCGCAAGUCCUUGUCUGCUGAUCUAAAAAGGACUAACCAUCAGCUCACAGAAGCCAGUUCCAGGUUGGUGAACGAGCACAGCAGGUCUCUCAUCGCCUCCACGGGACCACCAGGGUGUGUGGGCUCCCUGACUUCAGCAGCCAGCAUACUGGGAAGUCCAUACAUGGGCUAUAACUCAAGACUGCUCAGCCCUUCUGUGGCUGAAGGACAGGGCAGCAGUGUGGAGGACUACUUAGCCAUGAUGCAGCGUCAGUUGGAUAGAAGCAUAUCAAGAGAACUAAAUAAAGCCUCAGCGGAACUUGACAUCUCCUUGGCCCGCAUGUCUCCAGUGGGCUCUGCUUCCAGGAUGGAGCUGGACCCUGUUAGCAGAGCAAAGCAGCAGUACUUGGAGGUCCUGAAGAAGAACCAUGAGGUCUAAGAACCACUAGGGAUAGUCCCAGCAGUAAAAGAUUGAGGUAGACAUGACAAAGAACUUACUGGGACAAGUUGACUGACCUCACAUGGAGGGGGAUUCACACGUAAAUAUAAUGCACAUUGCACUUAAGCACUCAGGGAGUAAUCGGCCACACUCUUAGAUGCUCUCAUUCAAUCUGAGGAGAUACAAUAAAUAUCAAUCAUUAAGAGAUCUUAUUAGAUGGGAGAUAAAUCUACUGUCAUGUUGUGGCUGUUCAGUACAUGUACACUAUGUACACCAUAUGCUGUAUGUUGCCUCAUUGAAGGGAAUCUUUAGCAUGCAUUUUUCGCUUAGUUUUAAUCAGCAACAUGCAGUAAUCAUGUGUUUUAUUUCUCAUCCUGCUUUGGUUCAUUGAUUGUUUUUCAAUGUAAUGUUUGUAUCACUAUACAGUUUACCUUAUUUGGGACGUGCCAUCAAAUGGUGAAAUAUUGUCUUGCUUUACGUUUUAGGUAUAUUUAUGGUGUGUUUUAUUAGAGGUGAAAGUAUUAUUUGUCCAUGUCAGAAUAAAACAAAAAAAAGAUAGAUUUUUAAUCAUAUCAAUGAAACUUCAACUUGAGAGCAUUUUUGCACUACAGCAAAAUUGUCCAUCCAGUUUUUUGCUCUGCUGCUUGCUAAAUUUAUUGUAGUUACCAUAAAUACAGUUAAAAACAUUUUUUUUUAAAAGCUAUAUAGGAUUAUGAAUACUGUAUAUCCUAGGUUCCCAAAGUGAGGUACACGUACCACCAGGGGUACACCAAUUGUCAUUGGGGGUACUUGAAUAAAUAAAUAUGGAAAACAAUUUGCAUCUAACCCUCACAAUUACGUCUCAUUGCACAGCGCACGGCAGUAGCAGAAAGAAGGAAGCAUGACGUUCUUCAUUUCUCUGUGUGAGUUAUAUGAAUAAGUAAGUAAGUUGGAUGAUUAUUGGUGUAUCAAGAGUUUUUAAUCUUGAAGGUUGAAUUUAUAUUGGUGUUCCAAUCCCUGCACUGUAAAAACCUGUCAAUGUACUGUAUGUGCGUGUCAGGAGAGAUUCCCCUGAAAAUGAGGUUUUAUCGCUGCUUGUAUGUAUUUUUGUACUUUGGAUACUGCUUUAUCAUGUGUGUUCCCUUUCAAUUCAGUAUUAAGUCAAGUAAUAUGCAGA
Dunckerocampus dactyliophorus (ringed pipefish) is the source of this 9221-nucleotide messenger RNA. It is a transcript of the gene aard, whose product is annotated as ankyrin repeat domain-containing protein 26. Gene Ontology annotation, molecular function: protein binding. The record is from RefSeq and is a predicted model, not a curated record. Bases 293 to 8065 code for a protein of 2590 amino acids. NCBI's taxonomy places the organism in Eukaryota, Metazoa, Chordata, Actinopteri, Syngnathiformes, Syngnathidae. The transcript is spliced from 43 exons.